AUGGCCGCCGACAUAAUACCUCCCAGGAGCGAGCCUGGUUCCGCUGCACAGGUCGGCAUCAAUCGCACCUCAUUACCUCCGUUGGUCACAUCGCCGCCAUCCAAGGCCAAGCUGGAGCGCGCGAGCUCCUACGCCAACAAACGCCUCUCCACCUUCUCCACGGCAUCCAAUACACAGCAGUCGGUCCGCUCACGGCCGCAAUCCACUGCCUUCCCCAUAUUUCAUUCGAGCCUUGCUUAUUCGCUCGUGCGUGACUUCGCAUACGAUCCGCUACAUCCGCUCUUCUACGGACCACUCCCAGACUCGACCUCUGAAAUCUCGACCCCAGCAAGUGAAGUCGGGAGACGAUUGUCCGACCCGCCCCCAGUGGCAUGGCGCAACGACAGAGCCUGGUCCGCCACCUCCUACGACGAGAACGGCGAGCAACUCCCGCAAACCGCCUAUGACGGUGGUCCACCCUACAGUGAAGACGAUGACAUCUCCAGUCCGGUAGUCACCAGCCACCACGGCGCACGACAUAAGAAGCACAAGUCCAACAUUGUCAACUUCGACCACACCCGCGGCCGGAGAGGAUACCCAGAAGACCCCCGACGGAGCUCGGUUGGCCACAUGAACGAGGCCAGCCCCACAUUCCACAUCAGUGAGGCAGAGGAUGCGAACGGAUCUGCGAGUGAGUACAUUACCUACCCGCCCGAGUCGUCACGCCUUGAUGUGCCCUCAGAAGGCACAUCGCGCCGAGACUCGCAUUUUGCCACGUUACUGCCACAACGCACAUAUGCCGAUGCCGACGGUCCACCGUACGAUUCCGACGACGACAUGUCAGAACCCGAAGACUAUAUCCACGACGAUAACCGCUUCUCUCGCGACUACCAAUUCACCAUUGCCUCGCCUGAUGAGGAGAUGCACGGCAAAGCAGUCGCCUUGUUCGACUUUGCGCGAGAAAACGACAAUGAGCUGCCCUUGGUCGAAGGACAGGUCAUACUUGUAUCGUAUAGGCACGGGCAAGGUUGGCUGGUCGCACAAGACCCCAAGACGGGCGAAAGUGGUUUGGUACCAGAGGAGUACGUACGGCUACUACGCGACAUUGAAGGUGGCUGGAACGGCCUGGUGAAUGGCUCGAUACAAGCCCAGCUCCAAGCGCACGAGCCCACCACCCGGCCCGAAGGUCUCCUCAGCCCCGUCUCAGCAGGGCCAGAAGCGAUGACACCCACCCAAGCAGACCACCCGCAAAACUACACACCCGUCAUCUCCACCUUUUCCACAAGCCACAAAGAUCUCGAGCCUUAUCCAAAGGACCGGCUCGGCACGCCGACUACCACCGAGAGUGGUGGAUUUGCAAAAGCAAAGGAAAGCGGGCCCAUGGAGGUUUGGGUGAGGUCUGUGAAGUUUGGAAAAGCCUGCACAAGGAAUCCGACUGCCCGAAUCCGACUGCCCGUCUCCCGUCUCGUCAGCACAGGCACUCCGUCGAUUGCGUCUCCCAUGCCCCAAAAGCUCAGUCUGCUUAGCUUUUGUGAAUCCAUGAAUAUUGGCCACAUGGAACUGUACACACGACAUCCGCCCAUAUCUCCUCCCCCGACAUGGAAGUACAAAACCGGCCUUGAGACAUACAACGACGACAUACUUUCGACGUACUCUAGAACCAUGACUCAAAACGUCCUCUUCCCCCCAGAAACCCGCUCGACACCACACUCCAUCCCGCCACAUACAGCGUCCCACCACACGCCCCCAUCUCCCACUACACGCCCCCAUCUCCCGCCACCCUCACGACACACGACUUCACAUAUCUUGUCUUAUACCACAACGAUUUCAGCAUAA
This is a messenger RNA of Plenodomus lingam JN3, 1815 nucleotides long. RefSeq lists its product as uncharacterized. Gene Ontology annotation, molecular function: protein binding. Lineage: Eukaryota; Fungi; Ascomycota; Dothideomycetes; Pleosporales; Leptosphaeriaceae. The record is from RefSeq and is a predicted model, not a curated record.